AUGGUCGCAGAUUCGCUCGUCUACCACCCCACGGUUGCGCACUACAUCCGCUUCGUCUCAUCGACCGCUGGUCGUGAUAAGGCGUUGAGGACGUUGCAGUACCUAGCGCGCUUCCUCUCUUUCUAUCUCCUUAGGAAGGGGUAUAAAAUGGAUGUCAUCGCUCCGUUCGAGGCGAUCAAAAAGCAGUUUGCCUCGACAAGAAAGGUGAUGCGUAUUGGAAAAAACAUCGAGCAUUUUAAAGCUGCAUCCCAGGCUAUGGACAAUAAAUCCCUAGACCCUGUCCUCCGCUACUGCGCUGUUGGCCGUCAGCUUGGAUACUUCACCUACCUCACAUUUGAUUCACUCUCGUUCCUCGAUAGCAGUGGAAUCUAUAAGUUUACCGCUGGCAAGAAGCUAGCCGCAGAAGCAUACCGGGCCUGGUUCGUGGGUCUAAUAUUCUCGCUUGUUGGUGGGGCAUACACCCUGUAUACGCUUCGUGAGAGGGAGAGAGGAAUCGUGAAAACGAUUGCAGAGGGAAAGGUGGAAGGAGAAAAAUUAGUCAAAGAAAGACAGGCGACGGUUACCCAAAUGAUAUCGGAUGUAUGCGACGUGACUAUCCCGGCCAGCGCAUUGGGAUAUGUUGCAUUGGAUGAUGGUAUUGUAGGAAUGGCAGGAACUGUCAGCUCUUUGAUCGGGCUCCAGGCCAUCUGGAAAAAGACGGCUUAA
This is a messenger RNA of Morchella importuna, 705 nucleotides long. RefSeq lists its product as uncharacterized. Lineage: Eukaryota; Fungi; Ascomycota; Pezizomycetes; Pezizales; Morchellaceae. Gene Ontology annotation, biological process: regulation of peroxisome size; peroxisome fission. The record is from RefSeq and is a predicted model, not a curated record. The coding region runs from base 1 to 705 and encodes 234 amino acids. Gene Ontology annotation, cellular component: peroxisomal membrane. The transcript is spliced from 3 exons.